Messenger RNA from Thlaspi arvense, 1974 nucleotides. The record is from the annotation of a GenBank genome assembly. NCBI's taxonomy places the organism in Eukaryota, Viridiplantae, Streptophyta, Magnoliopsida, Brassicales, Brassicaceae.
AUGGAGCCACCGCCACCACCUGCGGCUGCGACGCCCCUCACGGCGGCGGCCACGGCCGCCGCCAUAACGGCGGUGAAUCCGGCGGCUACGCAUCUCAACUACCCGGACUCUGUCGAUUCGUCACCGCGCUCCCGGAACAACGAUUCCUGGGAGGAGCCAAUGAUGCCGGCAGCCACCGGCGGCGGCGGCAAGUUGCGGCUCAUGUGCAGUUAUGGCGGGCACAUCAUGCUUCGCCAGCAUGAUAAGUCACUGUGCUAUGCUGGCGGCGAUACGCGCAUCGUCGUCGCUGACCGACACUCCACCCUCGCUGACCUCAGCCACCGCCUCUCCAAAACCCUCCUGAACGGCCGAUCCUUCACGCUUAAGUACCAGCUCCCCAACGAAGACCUGGAUUCCCUGAUCUCCGUUACCACCGACGAGGACCUCGAGAACAUGAUCGAAGAGUACGACCGCCUCACCACUGCUGCUGCCACCAACGCCCAGAAAUCCUCCCGAAUCCGACUCUAUCUGUUCCCUUCGAAACCCGAUUCAGCGUCCUCGAUUGGGUCGCUCCUUGAGAACUCUGCCAAGUCGAGGACUGCCGCGAUGGUUGGGAACGCUAAUUCGUCGGUGAAGGACGUGCAGGCGCAGCUUGAAUCGUUUGGGAACGUCAAGGGGCUGGGUAAUAACAGCAUCAAGCAGGGUGCACAGGAUGUUCAUUCGGUGCCCGAUUCGCCUAUGGUGGACACGACGUCGUCCUUCGGGUCGACCUCAUCGUCGCCUUCGCUCGCGAACCUGCCGCCAAUUCGGGUUCGGAUGGAGGAUCAAAAGCCGCCGCCGCCGCCGCCGGCGGGCGGAAUUGAGGAACAGUUCUCUCAGAUGAGCGUUGGCGGCGGCGGCGCCGUCCCGAAGCAAGAUGAUGGUGGUUUUCUGGUGCUCUCUUCGCCGCCAGUGCUGACGUCCGUCGCAGCACCGCCAGCGGCGGCGGUGGCGGUGGCAGUGCCUGGAGUGGGACUGACUUCUGCAGGGCUCCCGACUGAGUACGGGAAUCGGGUUAUCUCCGAUGAUGAUAGAUCAGAGCAUGGAGUACCACUUGGUUAUCGAAAACCACCGCAAGUACAGCCACAGACACAGCUGGCGCCUCCGCAAUCGCAGCCAAAAACCACCGGUGGUGUUGAUUUGGCUUCCCUGAUUCAUGAUAGCAGUACAACAAACCCAUUGUCUCGGCAAAGACCCAUGAUUUAUCAAGACCCAGUUGGUCAAAACCCCUCCAGCAAUAACAGGGUUGCAAUUAACCCCGUUGAACCGAAAUUGUCUGAUCCGAGCUCUAGAGUUCAGAUGCAACAAGUUCAGGAUUCUAGUUAUCUACUGCAACCCCAAUUUGAUCAACAAUUGAAUCCCCAACAGCAACAGCAGCAGUUUAUUCAGGCGGGUGCUCACUACAUUCAUCACCAUCCUACGGGGGCAGUGCCGAUCCAAUCCUAUUUCCCAAUGUACCCUCCUCAGCAACAGCCUCUCCAUCCCCACCAUCAAUUAGAUCAGCAGUACCCCGUUUACUAUGUUUCUGCUAGACAGGCUCAAGCUUAUAAUUUGCCUGUUCAGCAACAAAACUAUGCCGAACCCACCACCUGUGCGCCUUCCAGCCAACCCCAAACACCUCCGCUGAGAAAUGUUGCUGUUUCUAAACCUGAAAUGGUUGCAGGAAUGUAUAGAACGGCAGCUACAGCUGCCCCAACUUUAGUUCAAGUGCCUCCAAGUCAACAACAAUAUGUGGGUUACUCUCAGGUUCAUCACCCUCAAUCUGUCGCCCCUAGUUCAGUUGCUACAACUAAUUAUGCAUAUGCUGAUCCUGCACAUAGCCAAGUGUAUUACACUCAGCCUUUGCCGCCCCAAUUGGCUGCUCAAUAUCAGACCAUGACUUCAGCCCCUGCUGCAGUUUUACCUGAAGGUUCUACAGACAGUUUAAAGCAGCAGAUUCGAACUUCGCAACCUUGA